Molecule: messenger RNA, 523 nt
Organism: Cuscuta europaea
Lineage: Eukaryota; Viridiplantae; Streptophyta; Magnoliopsida; Solanales; Convolvulaceae
Source: the annotation of a GenBank genome assembly
UUUCAUAGCACAUUGGAUGCUAUUCUCCACUUGGUGUAUCCAAACAUAAUAAUUUGGAUGUAUCCUCCACUUGGUGUGAGCAUCAAAGAACUAUAUUACUAUAAAUACAUGGUCUCACUUGACAUUGGAGUCACACACAUCAGCUUUACUUCUCCUAUUUUCAAGUAUUCUACUAGAAGGUCAAAUAAAAUCAUGAGUUCUUUUCCCGCAUUUUACAAAUCCAUCGAUGAAGAUGAAAAUGAAGAAGCCUACUCCGACCGCAUGCGCAUGGCUUUGAUGGCUUCUUUGGUUGCAACAAGCUCCAAUAGCCGUGAGUACAUAGACCGUGGUCGAGAAGCUGGACAGCGUUUGUUGAUGGAUGGUUACUGGAAUCCAAAUCCCACAUACAAUGCACGUACCUUUCGACAUCGUUAUCGCAUGCAACCUGCUUUGUUCGAUCGAAUCAUGAAAGAUGCCAUGGCUUUCGAUCCGUAUUUUCUGAGUACAGUAGAUGCAGCAAACAAGACGGAGCAGAGGAUGGGAG